CUCAGAGGGAUAAAUGAUUAUAAUUAAUCCUUUCUAUAUCAGCACCAGCAUAGCGAGAAAUCGGUGGUUCUGCUAUGUCAUGCUGAGAAGAGCAAUGGCAUCAUAUAUUGCCAUAGAGUCAAGUGUGUAUGCUUUCAAGUUAAAAAACAGAGUCGUCUGAAACACUGAAACCUUGCUCAUUUUCUCAACUUUCUUCGCAAGUCUUUAUGCUCCAUGGUCUUUGCACCUGCUUACUUGAAAUCAUUCAUGGGAUUUUUUUUUUGACUUUUUCUUGCAGGGCAUAAUUGAGGUCGUUCUUUAUUUAAUUAAUUUAACUCAAGAGACGAUUGAAAAAUGGAGAAACCGAGAGCAACGUAUCAAUUUUCUGGUGGAGACGAGCGGAGACCGAUUGAGGUGUUCGAAGUGCCGGUGAGUGAUGAUGUUAGCACUAGCAGGAAGAGCGAGGGAGCUAAGACACAAGAUGAGGGUGGAUUAAUAGAAAGCAAUUCUUUUGGUUCUUCUACUGUCGGCAGUACAGAGCCAGCGGGCGUGAGCAAGUGGUUGGCAUUUGAGAAAGAGGCCGUCAACAAGCCCGACAAUUCAGCUUCUUCUUUGAGUGAUCAAAUUAUAAAAACUGAAGCUGGCAUAGCCGAAAGGAAAGCAGAAUGGGGAGUGGUGGUGAAGUCAGACGUGGGAGAAGGUAGUUUCAAAGGAGCAGUGAGGGCGAGGGCAUCGGCAUCACGAGAUGGAGCUGAGUCAACCAGGACAUCGAAUGAAUCAAAUUGUGGAUCUGAAACAUCAUCAGGGGCCUUACCGAGGCUAUCACAAGAGUUGAAGGAGGCUUUGGCAACGUUGCAACAAACAUUUGUUGUCUCCGAUGCCACAAAACCAGACUGCCCCAUUAUGUACGCCAGCUCCGGCUUCUUUAGUAUGACCGGUUAUUCUUCCAAGGAGGUUAUUGGAAGGAACUGCCGAUUUCUUCAGGGGCCGGAAACAGACCGGAAUGAAGUGGCCAAAAUACGAGAUGCAGUUAAAAAUGGGAACGGCUACUGUGGCAGGAUCUUGAACUACAAGAAGGAUGGUACCCCUUUCUGGAAUCUUCUCACUGUCACCCCUAUCAAAGAUGACCGUGGCAACACCAUCAAAUUUAUUGGAAUGCAGGUGGAGGUCAGCAAAUACACUGAAGGUGUUAAUGACAAGGCACUACGGCCAAAUGGGUUGCCCAAGUCGUUAAUUCGUUAUGAUGCUCGUCAGAAGGAGAAGGCUUUAGGUUCCAUCACAGAGGUUGUCCAAACUGUAAAACAUCGACAAUCUCACAUUCAGACUAUGAGUCAUGACAAUGCCAGCAAGCAUGAAGGACUGGAAAGUUUCAACCUUGAUUUUAUUCUGCCGAAAUCUGCUGAAAUUCAGAAUAUGAGUACACCCGGCAGACAAACUCCUCAAUCGGAUUCCAGGGGUGAUGUGUCUCACCCAAGUUCUUCUCGGGAAGUAGACACAAAAUCUAGAAAAUCAGGACGCAUUUCCUUAAUGGGGUUCAAAGGGAGGUCUUCCAGCUCUGCAGGGAGGCAUGAAGAGAAACCAAGUAUUGAACCAGAGGUUUUGAUGACUAAAGACAUAGAACACUCUGACAGUUGGGAUAGCACUGAUAGAGAAAGGGAUAUACGCCAAGGAAUUGACCUAGCGACCACAUUGGAACGCAUUGAAAAGAACUUUGUGAUCACUGAUCCUAGACUUCCUGAUAACCCAAUUAUAUUUGCAUCUGAUAGCUUUCUCGAAUUGACAGAGUAUACACGCGAAGAAAUUUUGGGAAGGAACUGUAGGUUUCUUCAAGGACCUGAAACAGAUCAAGCAACCGUCUCACAGAUAAGAGAAGCCAUUAGAAAACAAAGGGAAAUCACUGUUCAGUUGAUCAAUUAUACUAAGAGUGGAAAAAAAUUCUGGAAUUUGUUUCACUUGCAACCUAUGCGUGACCAAAAGGGUGAGCUUCAAUACUUCAUUGGUGUCCAACUAGAUGGAAGUGAUCAUGUGGAACCUCUGCGCAAUCGGCUCUCGGAGAGAACAGAGCAAAAAAGUGCAAAGUUGGUCAAAGCCACUGCAGAAAAUGUUGAUGACGCUGUCAGAGAACUUCCUGAUGCCAACUUGAGACCAGAAGAUUUGUGGGCAAUUCAUUCUGGGCCUGUCUUUCCAAGGCCUCACAAGAAAGAGAGUUCUUCUUGGCUAGCAAUACAAAAGAUCACUGCACGCGGUGAAAAACUUGGGCUACAUCAUUUUAAGCCAAUAAGACCAUUGGGUUGCGGAGAUACUGGCAGUGUUCAUUUGGUGGAACUGCAAGGUACUAGUGAAGUGUAUGCUAUGAAGGCAAUGGAAAAGUCAGCAAUGCUUAACCGUAACAAGGUUCACCGAGCAUGCAUCGAGAGGGAAAUCAUUUCGCUACUCGAUCAUCCUUUUCUUCCCACACUCUACACUUCAUUUCAGACCCCUACACACGUUUGUUUGAUAACAGACUUUUGCCCUGGUGGAGAAUUGUUUGCCGUGCUUGACAAGCAGCCUAUGAAAAUUUUUAAAGAGGAAUCUGCAAGGUUCUUUGCAGCAGAGGUCGUCAUUGCCUUGGAGUAUCUCCACUGUUUAGGAAUAAUUUAUCGUGACCUGAAGCCUGAAAAUAUCUUGGUCCAGAAGGAUGGGCAUAUCGUACUAACUGACUUUGAUCUGUCAUUUAUGGCAUCAUGUAAACCCCAAAUUCUAAAGCAUGCAUUACCUAGUAAGAGGAGGAGAUCUAGGAGUCGACCACCACCAACAUUUGUUGCAGAACCAGUUACACAGUCAAACUCAUUUGUUGGAACCGAAGAAUAUAUUGCUCCUGAAAUUAUUACAGGUGCGGGACAUAGUAGCGCCAUUGAUUGGUGGGCUCUUGGUAUCUUGUUGUAUGAGAUGCUCUACGGUCGUACACCUUUCAGGGGAAAGAAUAGACAGAAGACUUUUGCCAAUAUCUUGCACAAAGAUCUGACCUUUCCAAGCAGUAUUUCUGUAAGUCUUGCAGCCAGACAAUUGAUUAAUGCGUUGUUGCAAAGAGACCCUGCCAGCCGUUUAGGAUCAAAUACUGGUGCCAAUGAAAUCAAAGAACACCCUUUUUUCCAUGGAAUUAAAUGGCCUCUGAUCCGCUGCAUGAGCCCACCACCGCUAGUUGUGCCUCUUCAAUUCAUUGGAAAAGAUCCAAAGUCCAAGGAAUUGCAGUGGGAAGAUGAUGGAGUGCUUGUUUAUUCUAUGGACAUGGAGAUGUUCUGAAGGUUCACAUUGAUUACUUAUAUAGAAUUAGAUCAGCAUUAUGUCUUUCUUUUUGCUGUUAACUGCAAACAUAAACCAGAAUAUUGAACUGUCUUUUAUCCGCUUGAGAUAAUUAUUAUCGUCUUUUUGAGUCGUGUGCAUGUCCCAUUGUGGACAAAACGUACAGCUCUGCUUAAAAUUAGUUUCAUGCACAUGAUUAUUUACAGAAUCUUUUAGGCUUUA
Corylus avellana is the source of this 3483-nucleotide messenger RNA. It is a transcript of the gene PHOT2, whose product is annotated as phototropin 2. Gene Ontology annotation, molecular function: protein kinase activity; ATP binding. The record is from RefSeq and is a predicted model, not a curated record. Gene Ontology annotation, biological process: protein phosphorylation. NCBI's taxonomy places the organism in Eukaryota, Viridiplantae, Streptophyta, Magnoliopsida, Fagales, Betulaceae. Gene Ontology annotation, cellular component: nucleus.